GCUGCCGCUGGCGCUGGAAGAUGUCUGCCGGGGUUGGGCGCUGCGCGGUGGGCUUCGUUUUCCGCUCCCUGCCGCAGAAAGCUUUCUCCUGCUUGGAGGACAAGGACAUCCAGGAACGACUCCUCAAAUGGUCCAUGCAAGGUAGGAUCACAGCACAAGCAUUCAGUUUUGACCAGCAGUUUAAGCCCUAUCAAAAGGAUGAAUUUGUUAUGGCAUUUUUUAAUGAUCAAAAUGUGAACUCCAGUUUAAAGUUGCUCUCAGCUUCAGGACAAUGGACUACAUUGGGUUCCAAAGUGACAAAAAUUGAAGCUACAGUGGUGCCCUGUACACAGAUUUCCAUGUCGUUUUUUGAUCGCCUAUACUCUGAAGGAGUUGUUAGAGAAACUGGAGAUAUUGUGAAAUGUUAUGAUGACUAUUACGAUGAUAUUCUCAUCUCUGAUGAAUUAAGGAAGGUCUUGCUUCUGGAAGAUUCAGACCACUAUGACAUAUUCAGUCAAUUGGAUCGCAAGGAAUUUCUGUUCUGUCUUUUUAAGCAUCUUUGCAUUGGAGGAACUCUUUGCCAGUUUGAAGAUGUAGUUGACCCAUACUUAGAAACUACAAAAGCUUUAUAUAAAGACUUGGUGAGUGUUCAAAAGAAUCCUGAAACAAAAGAAAUACAUAUUAUUUCUACAGUCUUGCGAGUGUCUGCAUAUGAUGAUAAUGGCCUGUGUUACCCUUCAAGCAAAAGCCACGAACAGACUUUUGCCUACUUGAUAGUGGAUCCCUGCAAGCGACACGUGCAUGCUCUGUACCACUGUUUUGGUGGAAGCUUGUUUAGUAACUAGUUAUAACCCUGGCUGUUCUCCAGUUUUAUAAUGGAGGUGGCCUCCUCGCUGCACCAAUUCAGGCAGAAAUUGCCUAGUUUUCUUACGAGGGAGGAUGUGCUUGCAAUUACAUGCUCUGAAUGGCUACAUGUUUGCACAGAUGUUACACAAAACUUUUUUUGCUAACCUCAUAGUAAGUUUUCUGUAUUUAAAAGGCAUACUUCUUGAAGCUGUCCUCCUGGUAGUUUUGUCCCCCCCUUCCCUCACCCGUUUUAUCUAAUAAAAAGUACUUCUC
This is a messenger RNA of Grus americana (Whooping crane), 1098 nucleotides long. RefSeq names its product cilia and flagella associated protein 300 (gene CFAP300). The record is from RefSeq and is a predicted model, not a curated record. Lineage: Eukaryota; Metazoa; Chordata; Aves; Gruiformes; Gruidae. The transcript has 7 exons. Bases 21 to 824 code for a protein of 267 amino acids.